Phragmites australis (common reed) is the source of this 1514-nucleotide messenger RNA. RefSeq lists its product as uncharacterized. Bases 270 to 1148 code for a protein of 292 amino acids. NCBI's taxonomy places the organism in Eukaryota, Viridiplantae, Streptophyta, Magnoliopsida, Poales, Poaceae. The record is from RefSeq and is a predicted model, not a curated record. Gene Ontology annotation, molecular function: protein binding. The transcript is spliced from 6 exons.
GAUUCUCCAGCCGAUAAUUCGCACGCGUUGGCUCCAAGAUUUUUUCCCCCCUCGUCCCCUUGCGGUUGUCAUCGGGGUUUCUUGGCCAGCGACGGAGCCACAGAAAUGGAGGGCAAGAACAGCGGCUAAUUUUAGCGGCGGGGAGGGAAGCGAAGCCUGGGCAGCCACCCGCCAGCCUCCAACAAGUUGCAGUGAUCUGAUUGCCCCUGAAUUCGAUUCCUUUCGUUUUUGAGAAUCAGUUCGAUUUGGUUUCUUGGUGGGAGAGGAGGAUGCAGUGGGCGGGCCUGAGGGCGCCGGCGCCUGCGCCGGCGCCGACGGCGGCGUGGGCGGGGCGGAAGCCAAGAACCGCGAGGUGGCCGCUUGGUAGGCUCUCUGCUGUGCGUCGGGCGGUGGUGGCGUCGGCGGCGGCGUCGGAUGCGAACUCGAGCUCGAAUCCGCCGGGGAGAGACGAGGAGAGGGAGGAGGCCGCGCGGAGGGAGAAGGAGGAGAAGGCGGCGGCGUCGCUCCUGAUGAGGAGCCAGAAAUACGCCAUGCUCAAGCAGCAGCUCGCCGUGGCCGCCCAAUUCGAGGAUUACAAGGAAGCCGCGAGGCUGAGGGACUCCCUGAGGUCGUUUGAGGAAGAGGAGCCCGUGCUGCGCCUCCGCCGGUUGAUGAAGAAGGCGAUCGAGGAGGAGAGGUUUGAGGAUGCUGCUAAAUACAGAGAUGAAUUGAAGAUUUUGGCUCCACACUGCCUCCUCAAAUGUUCUAGUGACGCCACCACUCUGGGGAUAAGAGUUCAAGUUAGGAGUGUCUACAUUGAAAACCGGAGCCAGCCUUUGAAGGGGCAAUUCUUUUUUGCUUAUAGAAUCAGAAUCACAAAUAAUUCCCAGCGUCCUGUUCAACUUCUCAGAAGACACUGGAUUGUCACUGAUGGAAAUGGAAGGACAGAGAAUAUUUGGGGAGUUGGUGUAGUGGGAGAGCAACCUGUCAUAUUCCCAAGGACUGGUUUCGAGUACUCGUCUGCAUGCCCGUUAAGCACUCCAAAUGGGAGAAUGGAAGGUGAUUUUGAGAUGAAGCACAUCGACAAAGCUGGAUCGUCGACGUUCAAUGUCGCUAUAGCACCAUUCUCUCUGUCGAUUCUUGGGGAUGACAAUGAUGUUCUCCUCUGAGUGCCAUCGGGUAUGCAACUAGAAUUGAACAAGAAAUCCUCGCCUGUAAGGAAUAGCAUGACAUACGGACACAAGUAAUUCUGCUAGGGAUGCAGUAAGAGUGGAGUAUUAGGCUGAAACUGCUGUGUUUGCAAUUUUUUCUGAAUCCAAGUGUCCUGGAACAAGAUCUGACAUCGACCAUGUAAUUUUGUCUGCGAAGCGCAACAGCACCACAUCCUACCACUUCUUUUUAAUGUACAGCGUAGAACUGUAGAGCUUGUUAUUGGGUAAUACACUCAUUUUCCCAUUCCAUUGUGAUCAUGGCUUUUUAAUGUACUCCAUGUACAAAGAAUAUAUGAUGUUUUGGAUAUGACAUAGCCUUUUGUA